AUGUCCAUCCUCUGGAGCUCACAGGUGCUAUUCGACAAAAAAGGUGGAAAGGUUGUAUCCGGACGGUACACCGUCGAAACAACUGGGAACAAGGCGUUGCCUUUGUGUCUUGUAACACUUUCAGGAUUCACCAUUUAUACUUUGAAAUUGACGAACAGUGAAAACCCGAACUCCAUCCACCUAUUUGAAGUUUUGUCCUACUCGAAUUGGGGGAGACGAAAUGCUCCAAAAAAUCCGGCAGUCGCUCAAGGAAUCAUAAAAUAUUGUGACUUAUCGAACAGAAACAUAAUCCUCCAAUGUUAUGAUGGCUAUGGCCCGGCUGGCACUCUGCUCGCAAUCAAAUAUGGUAUUUACAAGUGUAGAACGACUAAGUACAAUGAUCUGUUGACAUUCCUCAAGGAAGUUCGAUCGAUUCGUUUUGGUGCGAUUCAAACAGUGGCACAGCUCACCUAUGUUAUUCUCACAAUUGCGAAGGUGCUGAUGGAUGAGGAAAACAUUGAAUAUCUAGAAGAGUUUGAUAGAAUGAGAUACCAUCAUAUGUGUAUGCUAGACCGAUCUGAACAUCCAAAAGGCGAUCUGAAAGGGUGGAAAGAAAUAGAGAGACCACCAAAAACAUUGUCCUAUCCGGAUCAACAGCAUAAAGAUGAAGCCGUACGAGAAUUCUGUCUGAUGUCAAAAAAGAACAUGUUAGAAUCAAAAAAUAUGACAUUGACACAAGAAGAGCUGAAUGAGUUGAGAUCAUUGAGGAGAAACAACACACGAAAAAGAGAAGGAGUAGAAGAGGAUGAGGAUGAGGAAGAGCUAAAGAACGAAGAUGAUCUAGAGGAGGAAACAAAACAGAAUACGGAAGCUAAAGGGAAUAAACCGGAAAGUAAGAGUAAGACUAGUAACGGUAGUAAGAUGAGCAAGAAUCAGAAAGGAAAAGUGAAAAAUAAGGAAAGUAAGAAUAGUAAGAUGAGCAAGGGAACGAGCAAAAGUAUUCAAAAAAGCGUGAGCAAGAGUGGUAGCAAAAGUCAGAAAUCGGCGAAUUCAAAAAGAAGAAGACCUGACAAGAAAUCGAAUGCUUCAAAAUCGAAACAUGGGAAAAUGGAGAAAGGAAAAGGGAACAUCAAGGGGAAAAAGUGA
Molecule: messenger RNA, 1125 nt
Organism: Caenorhabditis remanei
Lineage: Eukaryota; Metazoa; Nematoda; Chromadorea; Rhabditida; Rhabditidae
Exons: 4
Coding region: 1-1125 (374 amino acids)
Biological process (GO): protein dephosphorylation
Molecular function (GO): protein tyrosine phosphatase activity
Source: RefSeq, a predicted model, not a curated record